This is a messenger RNA of Planococcus citri (citrus mealybug), 1546 nucleotides long. RefSeq lists its product as uncharacterized. NCBI's taxonomy places the organism in Eukaryota, Metazoa, Arthropoda, Insecta, Hemiptera, Pseudococcidae. The transcript has 8 exons. Bases 333 to 1403 code for a protein of 356 amino acids. The record is from RefSeq and is a predicted model, not a curated record.
CUCCUCGUUUACUUUACCGUUCGACUUGACGUUUUAGUGCAAUGCCAACGUCGCGCUUUAGUGGAUGUUUCAUACCGCGUCUUUCUCGGUGUAAUAUCAGUGACGCUGUCGCUAAUAUGACCAUCAUGGCUUUAGCUGAGACUUUUUCGGAACACUUUUUUCUCUAAUACACAUUCGUGUAUCGUAUCAUUUUUUUCUUAAUUAAAACCGUGCCUUUUUUUACCGCCGUUUUCCCCUCCCUCCGUCACCAUUAGUGAAUACAUAGUAGUUCGGUAGUGUUUGGUUUUUCUCACUCAACUUCACCACAACAACAGUUCUCCAGAAAGAAAAAAAUGGAUCCGAAUGAAGAAUCUUUACUCACCAAGAACCAAAUUCCUAUCAUCGAUUUAUCUCAUAUUGGUAUAGCUUCACUGAUUGAUCCACCGAAAAAUUGUUGCGUUACGAUGAGAAAAAUUGCCAGUCAGUUAGAAAAAUGUCUCAGAGAAAAAGGACUGGCGUUACUUGUCAAUCACGGAAUACCACAACAUAAGUUGACAUCCGCUUACAGGGAGAUGGAAACAUUCAGAAAAUCAUGUAAAAUAGACAAAGAUACGUUCCAGUAUUGCAGCGACGAUAUUAUCACUCACAGCCUUCCUCAUACUUGUCCGCCUUAUGGAUGCUAUACUGAUUGCUACAAAGAAGAGUAUCACUUAUUGGAUAUGCGCUGGUUGGAUGAUAAGUUACCGGAGAAUGAAGGAUUCCAACUGCGAGAUACGAUGCAGUCGUUGUCAGCUGAUUUUCAGAAAGUUUCUCUGGUUAUUUUACAAGCACUGGCGAUGGCUUUAGGUGAUGUCGAUUCGCAUCUUAUGGUUGGCGUUCAUAAUCGAACAAUGGAUGAGAAAAAUCGUACCGGUUUACAAAUACUUUACAGUCUUCGACAAGGCAAGGAAAAUGAAUCUGCUAAUCCUGUCCAACUUCCUAAACCAGAAGAUCUCAAUACUUUUACCCUUUUGGCGCAGGAUCCAGAUUCAAAUUUCGAGGUCCAAGUCUCAGAAAACAAAUGGAUGAAAGUUGGACAUCUUCCCGGAGCUAUUUUAUUCCACGCUGGACAACAUUUACAAAAUUGGACCGCUGGGAAAUAUAAGUUUUUGCAAACUCGCAUCAUGACGCCGGAGGAAACGCUUUUACAACUGAGAAGCGGAUAUUGUACCAUGUUUAAAGUUCAGCCUGAUACAAACGCCGUUUUAGAUCCGAUUCUGUUUCAUUUAUCUCAAAUUCCCGAAUCGACCAAUGAAACUAAACAUUCCCAUAAACGUUAUAUGGCUUUGUUUCACGCUGUCCAGCAAAUCCAGCGGCGUCUUAAGUUAACAAAAAUAUCGGACGCUUUCCAUUUCGUAAACAGUACUCGAUAUUGGCCGCACUAAAAAAAAAAAACAAACUCUGACGCUCCCAAAUAUUCAUGAUCAAAUCUUUCGUUGAUCCGUACUGUAAUAAUUGCAACAAAGUAUUAUUUUAAAAAUGCAUUUAUACGAUUUUUUGAUUCAAUAUAAAUUGUUUAUAAUGAAAA